CCGGAUAUAGGCUCGGUCUGCCGGAUGUUGUUGUGGGUCCGAGAGACACGUGAGGCUCUGCUACGUCAUCACAGGCACGCGCUGGAAACAUGGCGGCGGCGGGUGUUGUGAGCGGGAAGAUUAUAUAUGAGCAGGAAGGUGUCUAUAUUCAUUCAUCUUGUGGGAAGACUCAAGACCAAGACAGCUUGAUUGCAGGAAUAUUGCUUGUUUUAGAAAAGGAUGGUGAAAUAAUUGUGGACUGGAGACCUUUGGAUGAUGCCUUAGAUUCUUCUAGUAUUCUUUAUGCGAAAAAGGACUCCAGUUCAGUUGUAGAAUGGACCCAGGCCCCCAAAGAAAGAGCUCAUCGAGGAUCGGAACAUCAGAACAGUUAUGAAGCAGAGUGGGACAUGGUGAAUGCAGUUUCAUUUAAAAAGAAGCCACAUAUCAAUGGAGAUGCUCCAAGUCAUAGAAAUGGGAAAAGCAAAUGGUCAUUCCUGUUCAGUUUGACAGACCUGAAAUCAAUCAAGCAAAACAAAGAGGGUAUGGGCUGGUCGUAUUUGGUAUUCUGUCUAAAGGAUGACGUCGUUCUCCCUGCUCUACACUUUCAUCAAGGAGAUAGCAAACUACUGAUUGAAUCUCUUGCAAAAUAUGUGGUAUUGUGUGAAUCUCCACAGGAUAAAAGAAUACUUCUUGUGAAUUGUCAGAAUAAGAGUCUUUCACAAUCUUUUGAAAAUCUUCUUGAUGAACCAGCAUAUGGUUUAAUACAAAAAAUUAAAAAGGAUCCUUAUACAGCAACAAUGGUAGGAUUUUCCAAAGUCACAAACUACAUUUUUGAUAGUUUGAGAGGCAAUGAUCCUUCCACACAUCACCGGCCACCUUCAGAAAUGGCAGAUUUUCUUAGUGAUGCUAUUCCAGGUUUAAAGAUAAACCAACAAGAAGAACCAGGAUUUGAAGUCAUCACAAGAAUUGACUUGGGAGAACGACCUGUUGUACAAAGGAGGGAACCAGUAUCCCUGGAAGAAUGGACUAAGAACAUUGAUUCAGAAGGAAGAAUUUUAAACGUAGAGAGUAUGAAACAGAUGAUAUUUAGAGGGGGACUUAGUCAUUCAUUGAGAAAGCAAGCAUGGAAAUUUCUUCUGGGUUAUUUUCCUUGGGACAGCACCAAGGAAGAAAGAACUCAAUUACAAAAGCAAAAAACUGAUGAAUACUUCAGGAUGAAACUGCAGUGGAAAUCUGUCAGUGAGGAGCAAGAGAAGAGAAAUUCGAGGUUAAGGGAUUAUAGAAGUCUUAUCGAAAAAGACGUUAACAGAACAGAUCGAACAAACAAAUUUUAUGAAGGCCAAGAUAAUCCAGGGUUGAUUUUGCUUCAUGACAUUCUGAUGACCUAUUGUAUGUAUGAUUUUGAUUUAGGAUAUGUGCAAGGAAUGAGUGACUUACUUUCCCCUCUUUUAUAUGUGAUGGAAAAUGAAGUGGAUGCCUUUUGGUGCUUUGCCUCCUACAUGGACCAAAUGCAUCAGAAUUUUGAAGAACAAAUGCAAGGCAUGAAAACCCAAUUAAUUCAGCUAAGUACUUUACUUCGAUUGCUGGACAGUGGAUUUUGCAGUUAUUUAGAAUCUCAGGACUCCGGAUACCUUUACUUUUGCUUCAGAUGGCUCUUAAUAAGAUUUAAAAGGGAAUUUAGUUUUCUAGAUAUUCUUCGAUUAUGGGAGGUAAUGUGGACUGAACUGCCAUGUAAAAACUUUCAUCUUCUUAUUUGUUGUGCUAUUCUGGAAUCAGAAAAGCAGCAAAUAAUGGAAAAGCAUUAUGGCUUUAACGAAAUACUUAAGCAUAUCAAUGAAUUGUCCAUGAAAAUUGAUGUGGAAGAUGUGCUGUGCAAAGCUGAGGCAAUUUCUCUACAGAUGGUAAAAUGCAAGGAAUUGCCACAAGCAGUUUGUGAGAUCCUUGGACUUCAGGACAGUGAAGUUACAACACCAGAUUCAGACACUGGUGAAGAUGAGAAUGUUGGCAUGACCAGUUGUCCUACGUCUGCAUUUCAGAGUAACUCAUUGCCUGUACAUGCAGCCAGUGGAGUCAGGGAUGACAACCCAACACAGUCACCAGUGUCCCCAAGUGUCAGCAGAUUAACACCUGCAUGAUCAUUCUUGCUUAAUUUUUUAAGAGACAUUUUGUUGCAACUCUUUCAAAAUUUUGAAAGGUGGAAAUUUAAAAUCUUGGUAUUGAUUAUGCUUUAAAGUUUGUGGAAAGAAAGUGUACUGAUAUUCUUGCAUUAAAGCUUUACAAAGAUUUAAACUAAUUAUUUUUGUAGUUACUUCUACCAAAUAGCCUUUCCUUUUCAAUAACAUUCCUUAGUAUUUUUAUAGCCAAGUACAUUUUAUUUUCUUGCUAAUGAACUGGAAUUGGAUAAAAAAAUACUACAAGUGGAUGAGUUGGAAAUUACGCACUUUGAAAAACAUUCACUUUGUUUACUAUUAGUUUAGUGGGGUUUGGAUUUGGUUAAAUUAAAUAUUGAAUCUUUCUAUAUAGCAGUCUAAACUGAGAACUAGAUUGUUACCCAGUGAUGAUUUUAAAAAAUAUGUUUUUCUCUGCUGUUUACAAUACUUAGCUUAAAUAUUUAUGCUGGUUGAAUGUGAUUUAAAUUGGACAUUUUACAUCAAUGCAAUUUAAUGUGUAGAUAAAGACCUCUUUCAACCAUAGUAAGUGGAUUGGCAGUAUAUUUUUUACCUUGAACUUUUCAAUUGUAUAUAAAGACUAAGUGCUUAUUUAUGAGUAAGAAAGGAUAGGCAUAUUUUCUUUAACUGAAUAAACUUGAGUAUUGAUUUAUAUAAUCUGAUUUGAUGAAAUUAAUACAUAGCUUCAACAGGAGAUCUUUUUCAGAACUAUUUUCUUAAUGAAGUGUUUAUUUCAUGAGACUACAUUCAACCCUGUACCUGGUGUAAUUUUAAAAUUAAUUGCUUGUAACCUCACUUUACUAAUAAUGUUUAUUAUCUUUCCUAAUACUGCAUUAACUGAUUAAUCAGGUCUUUACAUUAAAAAAUUACUCUUUACAAAAAGCUUAUGUCAGAAAUAUCAAGAUAACUGUCAUGAGUCUUAAAUGAUAUCUUUUUGUAUAUGAACAAAACUGUUGUUUUUACCAUGCAGUGUUGCAUGAUUUUAAGUUAUGUAGAACUAACAUAACUGAUUCCGUUUUAAUUGUAAUUUGUUAACUCCUGUACAUAUCAUUAAAAUAAAUUUGAAGUCAAAUUAGUGUUUUCAGUUAAAAUAUCCAUGAUGGACCUAAGAACAUCUCAUAUUUUUAUAUGAUUCAGUCAUUUGAAUGCGCUGUUGAAAUAAAAAAGAAAUAUGUCCCCCUUGUAACUGAAAACAUUUUUACCAGUAUGAAAUUGGGAACAGUGCUGCCUUUAGAGAAUAUAGUUAUUUGACUCAGUAAAGCAGCUUCCUGCAACUAGUGGUAAUAAAGUAAAAUAAGUUACGUAGGUCUGAAGUGGAUUUUUCUCUGUAAACCAGGGAACCAAAUGAACUUUUUUCUUAACUGACAAUCAUGCCAGUAGAACCAUUAGAUUUUAGCUUUUAAUAUUGGGUGUUAUCUUUCAUCAGUUAAUAAUGAGUCAGCCUAUUCAGGAAAAAAAAGUGAAAUGAUCAAAAACUCAGCAUCUCCAGCCUUUCAUUUCCUGCUGUUCAGGAAAUUGCUUAGAACAUCUUGAUGUCCUUGUUCUUCAGGACUGUGGCAUUUGGGGAGUUAUUUUCCUAUACAUAAUGUAAUAUUUACUGCAAAGUUUUAAAAAAUCUUAGUACAUUCAUUAAGUUUAAAGUAUUUGAUAACUUUAGAGUACAUUUUGUCAAAUGUUAACUCUCAAACUCCCCCUGACCCCUGAAAUAUCUAUCUAGAGCACAUGUGGGCUUGAACCUAGAUCCUCAUACAGGUAGAGUAAAUGCUCUAUAGGUGAGCUAUGUCCCUAGCCCUCUAGUACAUUUUCCUUUUAUGUGAAAGUGAUAAUGCAGUGCUAGAUUCUUAAUCAGAUUCCAGUAAAUCUAGUUUAGCAACAUGAGCUGUUGAGAUUACUUUAUUGAGCUAUUGAGUUCAGGUAAAUUUUACUUUAAUAAUUUUUUAUUUACCACUGGUUUACUAGUCUUGGAUUUUAUAAGACUUAGAUUUUAUAAGCUGCUCUAGCCACAUGCUGCUAACUUGUACAAAUAUUCUAUUCUAUAUUAUAUGACACUUAACUGAGUUGAAAUGAUUUAACUGUAAGUGUUUUCAGUUCUGAUAUAAAAUUGCAUUUAUGAGCAUCCCUACUUUGAUAUUUUCAUGCGUCUAGAAUUCAUCUUUGUUAGAAACUUUAGUUUUGUUGACGACUAUAAAGAACUAAAGCACUAAAGUCGAGGGCAGGGCUCUCCGGGCAGCUCUGUCUCACAGCCCGAGUUCAGUGCUCUGGAACCGCUGUGUGUGGCUGUUGGUCAAGGGCAGGCGACAGAAGGAAGAAGGCCAAACUGGUUGCUCGAUCAGUUUAUUUCGUUCUCUCUCUCUGCUUCUUUCCCGGUUCUGGAUCUCUCUGGAACUUCUUCUAUCUCCUUCUUCUCUCUCCCCUGUGUUCUUCUGUCUUCUUCUCUGCCCCACAGUCUCAGUUUAUAUAGCAAAUUACAUAGGACAGUAGCACAAAGGUGGGUUUAACAUCAACAAAUCAAUGAAGAAGGGUAAGACCAUUUCUUGAGGAGAUUAACAAAAUCUUAUCUAAGGAAAUCUCAUCUAAGGAGAUCUGUUCAAGGGUGUGAUUCCAAACAAGGGUGUGUCUGGGUGUGAGCUAGUAAUCUGCUUAAAUAGUUAUAGUAAAUCUACUUUCUAAUAUUUCUAGCAAUGUCAUUCUGUAUGAGCACAGUAAGAGAUAUAAAGUUUGGUUCUUCCUGAGAACAUCUCACAAUACAUUCCAGACCACAGUCCUCAGGCCAGGUUAAUCUUCCUAACCCCAGCAGGGUCCUAGUCUCAUCGUUACCUUUGGAUCAUGACAGCAUUGCUUAUGAUCAUGUCCUCAACUUAUAGUUGAGUAUUGUGGCACUUUGGCCUAGCCCAUUUCGAUGCCAGGGUAGCUCACAGCUUGCCCUGGGUCUAUUCCGUCCCUUGUCGGGACCCUGCUCUUAGGGUGCUAGGAACUAAGGGCAACUGAGUUGAGAAAGCAGAUGCUCAGGAGUAAAUAUUAUUGCAGUCAAUCAACUCCCAAGUUACAAGCACAAUAUUGUCUUCCUGUAUCCAUACAGAAAGGACAUUGCUUUAAGGUAAACUAUGUUCCCUAAGGCAAGGCUAAAAGGACAAACUCCAUGUUAUCCUACAGACGACUAAAGGUUUUUUUGAGUAAGACAGCUAGCCUUUAGGGAUAGACAGUGAUUCUUGCUGUAUUUGGUGUUUCUAAGGGCUUUAAUGCUCCUAACUACAUUUUUAUGGGUUUUUUGUUGUUGUUGUUUUUAUUUUUUGAUUUUAAAUUUUGGGUCAUAUCCAGAGGUACUCAAGGAUCACUCCUUCUGGUGUUUGAGAUAUGUGAUGCUAGGAUACAAGUCUGGGCCUCCGACAUGAAAACCCUGUGCUACACAACUCACUGAGCUAUCUCUUAUGUUCCAAAUUAUUUUGUUUUAGGGCCAACUCAGCAGCAUUCAGGCUGUUCCCAACUCAGUACUCAGAAGUUGCACCUAGUGGCACUCAGGACCAUGUGGCGCCAUGAGUAGAACCCAGGUCUCUUGCAUGCUAAGCAUGUGCUCCAGUCUGUUAUCUCUCCAGCCCCGAUGCCAGCCAAUUCUGAGGGGAAAUUUAUAUUUCUACUCACAAUGGAGAUGUUGCUGGUGCCUGCUCCAGCAAAUCAAUGAACAGUGGGAUGACAGUGCUACUAUUACAGGCUACCCGUGGCAUGUUCAAUAUGCCAAAAACAGUAACAAGUCUCACAGUGGAGAUGUUACUUGUGCCUGCUCUAGCAAAUCAAUGAACAGCGGGACAACAGUGCUACUAUUAUAGGUCGUAUAAAGUAAUGUUAAAUAUUUAUUGAAGAACCUAUAUACUUUGCUUGUGUGUAACUAUAACAAGGUAUUGCCAUUCUAGUUAUUUUGUUAUUUUGUUUGUUGGUUGGUUUUGGGGCCACACCUGGCAGUGUUCUUAAGUUACUUCUGGCACUGUGCCAGUCCUGGAUUGCUUUGUGGGGGACCAUGUGGUGGGGCACGAACCUGGGACUCUCAUGUGCCAAGUGUAUGCUCAAGCCCUUUAAUCCAUCUCCCUAGCAACUAGUUUGAAUUUUUUUAUUUUUUUGCUUUUUGGGUCACACCCCGAGAUGCACAGGGGUUACUCCUGGCUCAACACUCAGGAAUUACCCCUGGCGGUGCUCAGGUAUGGGAUGCUGGGAAUAGAUCCUAGGUCAGCUGCAUGCAAGGCAAAUACCCUACCUGCUGUGCUGUCUCUCCAGCCCUCAAGUGUUUUUUUUUUUUCCUUAAAGGUAUGUAUAUCUUGUCUUAAUUUUUCUUUUUUUAAAUGGUGCCUGGGAUCAAGAUUUCUUAGAUUUCUUAAUGGAGUUUUCGGGAGAUUUAUGAACCUCUUAGUGUAUUUGAUGUCUGGAGUACAUAUGUGCAUAUUUGUGGGAAGAGGUCAUGGAAUAUCUUAAAAGCUAUUCUAAUUUUCUCUUAUUUGAAACUUGCUAUAAGUUAGUGUGAAUAUAUAAUUUAUAUAUAUACAUAUAUAUAUAUAUACACACACAUUCUCAUUAUUUUAUGUGUUAAAGCUCUGUGAAAGAAUCUUCUGAGAGACUCACAAGCAUUCAGCGUAACAGAAUCAAUCUGGACUAAGGUCAGGGGCCUCACUGCUGCUCCAAAAUGCUCAUUUCUCUCCACAAAGGGCGAAACUCAAGCUGUAUUCUUUUUCACUUACCAAAUGUAAAGAAGCUGGAUCUCAGAUUAAAUUCUGCUGAAUUUCUCAAUUUAAAUUCAACUUUUGGGGACAGAUGCUUAUUUUCUUAGUUUACAGAGCUUUUAAGGAUUCUACAUAAAGGAUAAUGGGAUUCUUAAGGAAGUAAAAACAAGCCUCACUAGAUCUGAACAUUUCAUUAAUUAUCUGUUUCCAAAACUAGUUUUUAAACUUUCUUUUUAACAUGACCUGCUCAUGUUUAACUAGACUGAGGGAGAAAUAAUCCCUUUAGUUAACAUUCCAUACUUAGGAAGGAUGGCAAAUGAAGCACUACAAAAGCUUCAAAUUGGGUGAGUUAAUGUUGGCAGAGGGGGCUGGAGCCAUAGCACAAUGGUUGGGCGUUCGCCUUUCACGCGGCCGACCCGAGUUCGAUUCCUCCGCCUCUCGGAGAGCCCGGCAAGCUAACGAGAGUACUGAGCCCGAGCGGUGGAGCCUGGCAAGCUACCCGUGCCUAUUGGAUAUGCCAAAAACAGUAACUAUAAGUCUCACGUUGAGAGAUGUUACUGGUGCCUGCUCGAGCAAAUCGAUGAGCAAUGGGAUGACAGUGACAGUGAAUCUUGGCAGAGAGUUUUUACUUCUCUUUGUUUUUAAAAAAAAAUUAUGGGGGACAUAGUAAGGCCACGUUUGCCUAUAUUCAUGGCUUAUUCCUGGCUCUGCCUAGGUGUCACUCUGGGUGGUGCUUUGAAAGCUGGGUCAGGACUGUCACCCGUGAGUGCCGUAACUCUUGUGCUUAUCUCUCUGGCCUCACUGUAACUUCUUUUGGGGAAGAAAUUUAAGGAAUAAUGUGCAGCAGCUCAGUCAGUGGGCUGUUUCUGUGUUUGAAUUCUCACUCGGUAAAUCCUUUUUCCCUAAUUGUUCUCUGAGGAUCAAUGUUUCUCCCUUUCAUUAUAGCCACCCAGGACUUGGCUCCAAGGGCCGGGGCUCAUGCAGCAUUGCAUACUAGUGUGCAGGUUUCACCCCCAGCACUGUAGCCCCUGGAGGAAACAAAAGAUGAAAACCGCUCAUAGAAGAUUCUUUACCACAACACUUCUGUUUCAUUUGGUCAAUCAAUUUUGAUUUUUCAGUGCCCUUCAGUGGGAUUGAAGAGUGUGUUUAUCCUCUGAGGUCUCAACUAAGGAUUGAAUUUGAUAGUUUGACAGUGUGAAGAAUCUGGGGGUGGCUGGGUGUGUCUCUCUUUACUCGUUUUUUGAAUUUCCCUUGUUUUUCUUGUGAACCCUCACAUUGACAUGUUCUUGAAUUAAAAAAUAUAAAUGAUUUGAAUUGCAUAUUCUGGUUUCAUUUGAGUGACUGCAAAGUAAAUUUACCCCAAAUAAAUCACUAUCCUCUUUG
This is a messenger RNA of Sorex araneus (European shrew), 8236 nucleotides long. It is a transcript of the gene TBC1D15, whose product is annotated as TBC1 domain family member 15. Lineage: Eukaryota; Metazoa; Chordata; Mammalia; Eulipotyphla; Soricidae. The transcript has 17 exons. Bases 90 to 2114 code for a protein of 674 amino acids. The record is from RefSeq and is a predicted model, not a curated record. Gene Ontology annotation, molecular function: GTPase activator activity. Gene Ontology annotation, biological process: activation of GTPase activity.